AUGAAUUUUAAUUUUGAACAAAUUUUAGAAUAUAAUUUUGAUUUUAAAAAGUUACAUAAAAAUAAAUUAAAAAAUAAUAAUCUUUCAGAAAAUGAAGACGACUAUGCAACUACUGUUAUAGAAUGUUUAAUUCAUUUAUGUGAAGUUAUACCAACCAAUAAAAUUUAUAGUGGUGCAAAUAAAUUUAUAAGUUGUUUUUAUGAAUUUAUGAAUGAAAGAUUUAUUGAAACAUUAGUUUUAGAAUUUUAUGAUUUAAUGACAACUGAUAAUAGUAAAGUUACAACCGGAAUAUUUGAUCAAUUCUUUUCACUUAUUAAAAAAUCUGAUAUUAUUUAUAAAUCAUUUUAUGAAUGGGAUUCAAAUAUUCUAGAAAACAGGUUUAUCUUUAAAAAUAAUAAUAAUAAUAUUGAUGGUGAUGAUGAUGAUGGUAAUGAAGAUGAUUAUUUUGGACGUUUCUCAAUUUUAUCAAUAUUAGAGGAUGACAAUUCACAUAUAAUUUCAAAUUAUUUCAAAUUUACAAAUUAUGAAAGAUUAGAAGAUCUUUGGAUUAUGAUUUGUCAUUAUCAAGCAACUGAUAUAGCAAAAGCUCUUUUUAACUUAUAUUAUGACAGUAAAGAAGAUUGUAUUAGUGUAUUUGCAAGUGAUGAUAAUAAUAAUAAAAUUUCAAUAUCAAUAUUAAGAAUUUUAGAAAUUACUUCUAUUGAAUUUUCAUUGCCCGUUUUAACUGUUAUUGUGGAAAAUACUCCAAAUUUUUUAAAUUCAAUACCAACAAAAACUAGUAUGCUUGGUAUGAAAUUUAAAUUACAUAAUAAUAAUAAUAAUAAUAAUAAUAAUAAUAAUAAUAAUAAUAAUAAUAAUAAUAAUAAUAAUAAUAAUAAUAAUAAUAAUAAUAAUAAUAAUAAUAAUAAUAAUAAUAAUAUUAAUAAAAAUAAUAAUGAUAAUGGUAAUGGUAAAGCCGAAAACAUAUAUAGACUUAGUGGUGAUUGUAAAGAAAAAGAAAAGUAUGAUAAUAAUUAUUCAAGAGAAACAGAAAUACCAUUUAAAGUAUUUGAUACCAAAUUUUUAAUAACUACAAUGGAAUGUUCAGACUAUAUUCGAUUUUUUACCUCAAGUUCAAUCAUUUUUAAUACUGAAGUUAAUCAAACUUGUUAUGAUGAUCUUAAAUUAAUUCAAAAGAGAUUAGGUUUUUUAAUUUAUAGUAAUUCAAAUAAAUUUACCUAUCCUUUUGAUUUUUGGAAUAAUAAUAAUAAUAAUAAUAAUAAUAAUAAUAAUAAUAAUAAUAAUAAUAAUAAUAAUAAUAAUAAUAAUAAUAAUAAUAAUAAUAAUAAUAAUAAUAAUAAUAAUAAUAAUAAUAAUAAUAAAAAUGAUGAUGAUGAAUUAGAGAAAUUGGUUGAAUAUAGAAAAGGUUCAUUAAUAUCAUUGGUAUUUAGCUUUGCUGGUUAUAGAUUUUUUUCUUCAUAUAUUAUUGAAAAUUUAACGGGUACAAAUAUUGGUAAUCCAAAUUAUGUAUUUGAUAUUUCAGAGUUAAUGACAGAUUUUGAAAUAAUUAGAGGCCUUCUUUUAUCAAAAUAUUUUAGUAUAUUGUUUAAAAGUCGUAAAUUUACAGUUCCAACAUUAACUAGAUCAACAUUAAUUCCAAUAUUAAUAUUUGCAUUUAUUUCAAAUAUUUCAUAUGAUAUGAAUUGCAACAUUGCUAAUGUAUACCUAAAUUAUUUAUUAUUAAAUAGAGAACUUUAUAAAGGUUCAAUUAGCAUAUCUCAAUUUGGUUGUAUUGUAAAUUAUUUAAAAUGUCAGAAUGAAAUUGAAAAACAGUAUUCAGGAUGUCUAAAGUUAUUAGAGGGUUUAUAUAAUCAUAAAAAAGAAAAAUCACCAAAUGAACCAUAUAGAAUAGAUUUACUUUUUGGUGUGAUAAAUGAUCGUUUGAAAGCUCCAAUUUUUAUAAAUAAAGAUAAGUACGAGUCAUUGUAUUUCGUUUAUCAAGAAGAUUAUCAGAAUCCUUCUGAUCCUUUUCGUGUUUUACCAACCAGAUCCGUAGAUUUGUCUAAAAUAAGUGAAGGAAUAUCAAGAAUGAAAAAUGAUGAUUUUUUAAAUGAAUUGGAAAAAGAAGAAAAACAAAAAAAAUUAAAAACAAAACAAAAAAAGAAAAUUAAGAAAUUAGAAAAUGAAAAAAAACAAAAAGUUCUUCAACAAGAUAAACAACAAGAAAAAGAAAAAAAACAAAAUUAUCAACAACCACAAGAUCUACAACAACAUAAUCUAAAAAUACAAACUCAACAACAACAACAACAACAACAACAACAACAACAACAACAACAACAACAACAACAACAACAACAACAACAACAACAACAACAACAACAACAACAACAACAAUCUCAACAACAACAACAACAACAACAAUCACCACAACAACAAUCACAACAACAAUCACAACAAUCACAACAAAAAUCACAACAACAAUCACAACAAAAAUCACAACAACAAUCACCACCACAACAACAACAACAACAAUCACAACAACCACAACAACAAUCACAACAACAAUCACAACAAAAACAAAAACAUCAAAAACAGCAACAACAGCAAAAACAAGAAAAACAACAGCAAAAACAAGAAAAACAACAGCAAAAACAAGAAAAACCACAACAAAAACAACAACUAGAAAACCAAAUUAAAAAUUUAAAAAUAGAAAUUAAAAAAGAAGAAGAAAAUAAUAAAGAAAUUAAAAAUAAAAAAGAAGAAGUAGAAAAAGAAAAAGAAGAAAAUAAUAAAGAAAUUAAAAGUAAAAGUGAAUUUAUAAUAGUUGAAGAUGAAGAUUUUGUAUCAAUUGGUAAAUUUAAAUUUAAUAGAAAUGAAUCAAAUAUAUUAGGUAGAGGUUCAAAUGGUACAUUAGUAUUUAAAGGUAUAUGGAGUGAUAAAAUACCAGUUGCAAUUAAACAAAUGCAAAAAGCAUUCAAUCCACUAAUAAAUAAAGAAGUUGAAGCAUUAAUAACAUUAACAAAUAAAAAUUGUUCAAAUAUGAUUAGAUAUAUUGAUAAAGAAGAGGAUAAACACUUUGUUUAUUUAGGUUUAACAUUAUGUGAUGUAUCAUUACAAUAUUUAGUUGAAAAUGGUAAAUUAAAUGAAUUCAUAAAUUCAUCAGGUAAAUCAUUAAAUGAACUUGCAAAAGAUAUUAUUAAUGGUGUUCAAUUCCUUCAUUCACAUGAUAUAGUUCAUAAUGAUUUAAAUCCACGUAAUAUUUUAACAUUAUCAACUAAUAAAAAUAAUAAUAAUAAUAAUAAAAGUAAUAAUAAAAUUAAAAGUAAUAAUAAUUCAAAUAAUAAUUCAAAUAAUAAUUCAAAUAAUUCAUUCAUUAUAUCAGAUCUUGGAUUAAGUAAAAUGGAAGUUGAAUCAUCAUAUUCAUUUACAACAAAUGUACCAACAGGUCAAGGUGGUUAUCAUCCAGUUGAAGUAUUACAAAGUAAAAGAAUGACAAAAUCAGUUGAUAUAUUUUCAUUGGGUUGUAUUUUAUUUUAUUUAUUUACAAAUGGUCAACAUCCAUUUGGUAAUGAUAAAUUAUUUAGAAUUUAUAAUAUAAUGUUAAAUAAAGUUAAUUUAGAAUUAUUGGGUCAUAAUUUAUUAGCUUGUGAUUUAAUUAAAUCAAUGAUAUCAAAUGAUGAAUCUAAAAGACCAACAAUUGAAAAUGUUUUAAAUCAUCCAUUAUUUUGGAAUGUAGAAAAGAAAAUACAAUUCAUUGAUGCAGCUUUAAACAUUUGUAAAGAAUCAAAUAAUAGUGGUGGUGGUGGUGGUGGUAAUAAAUUUAAUAAAUCUUUAAAUUAUUUAUUUGUGAUUUCAUUAUCAAGUGAUUAUAUUGAACCAAAAUCAGAACCAUUUUUAAAACAAACAUGGGAUAAAUUAAUUGAUAUUAAUAAUCUAUCAAUUGGUUCAACAAGUCAAUAUCAAUAUGAUCAAAUUAAAGAUUUAAUUAGAUUUAUUAGAAAUACAAUUGUACAUCAUAAAGAUAUUAAAAGAUUAAUUCAACAACAACAGCAACAACAAAAACAACCAACAAUUGAACUACAAUUCAUUAAUAAUAUUUUAACAAAUCAAGAUUCAAUUUUAUUUUAUUUUGAAUCAAAAAUUCCAAAUUUAAUUUAUCAUUUGUAUAAACAAUUAAAAGAAUAUUCAUCAUCAUUUGAUUAUUUAAUUAAAUUUUAUAAUUAA
Dictyostelium discoideum AX4 is the source of this 4203-nucleotide messenger RNA. RefSeq lists its product as hypothetical. The coding region runs from base 1 to 4203 and encodes 1400 amino acids. Lineage: Eukaryota; Evosea; Eumycetozoa; Dictyosteliales; Dictyosteliaceae. Gene Ontology annotation, molecular function: protein serine/threonine kinase activity; protein serine kinase activity; RNA endonuclease activity. The transcript has 2 exons. Gene Ontology annotation, biological process: mRNA processing; endoplasmic reticulum unfolded protein response. The record is from RefSeq and is a predicted model, not a curated record.